Molecule: messenger RNA, 2583 nt
Organism: Rhinolophus ferrumequinum (greater horseshoe bat)
Lineage: Eukaryota; Metazoa; Chordata; Mammalia; Chiroptera; Rhinolophidae
Gene: NOL3
Product: nucleolar protein 3
Exons: 4
Coding region: 416-1096 (226 amino acids)
Biological process (GO): negative regulation of extrinsic apoptotic signaling pathway; negative regulation of intrinsic apoptotic signaling pathway; negative regulation of release of cytochrome c from mitochondria
Cellular component (GO): mitochondrion
Molecular function (GO): death receptor binding; caspase binding; death effector domain binding
Source: RefSeq, a predicted model, not a curated record
CGUCAUCUCCUGACCCGCCGAGGCCCGACCCGUGCGUGAGUCGGGCCGCCCGGAGCUCACCGGACCUGGAGCUCUAUCCCAUACGGUUGGGGGAGGGAAAAGAAACCGAGAUUGGGCAGAAUCUGCGUCCUUAACCAGCCGCGCUACUAGGUCUGUGAGCCCCGCCCCUCCGUGGGACUAAUUCUGGGACCCAGUGGAGGGGAGAACAGGGGAGCUUGUGGUCGCACCUGUGCAAAGGCUCUCGCAGUUUCCCACAACCCUCGCUCCCUAGCAAAAGAGAACGGGCAGCCAGGUGGCGAGGGGGGCCGAGACCCUCCCCUCCACGCCUCGAACUUGGAGCUGCCUGGUGCCCCGAGAAGAAUCUGGCCUGUGACCCUUGAAGGACUGGCGGCGAUAUAACUUGGCAGCCCUGACUAUGGGCAACGCUCAGGAGAGGCCUUCGGAGACGAUCGACCGCGAACGGAAACGCCUGGUAGAGACGCUGCAGGCGGACUCCGGACUGCUGUUGGAUGCGCUGCUGGCGCGGGGCGUCCUCACCGGGCCCGAGUACGAGGCGUUGGACGCGCUGCCUGAUGCCGAGCGCAGGGUGCGCCGCCUGCUGCUGGUCGUGCAGAGCAAGGGCGAGGCCGCCUGCCAGGAGCUACUGCGUUGCGCCCAGCGGACCGCGCGCGCGCCCGACCCCACCUGGGACUGGCAGCAUGUGGGCACUGGCUACCGGGAACGAAGCUACGAUCCUCCAUGCCCAGGCCACUGGACGCCCGAGGCAGCCAGCUCAGGGAACCCAUGCCCUGGGCUGCCCAGAGCUUCACACUGCGAUGAGGCUGGAGAUCGUGAGGGCUCGGAAGCAGUGCCAUCCGUCACCCCCGAGGAGUUUGAGCCAGAGGUGGACGCUGAGGCCUCUGAAGAGCCUGAACCCACUGAAGGGGAUGAGGGGGCGUUGGAACCACAGAUGGAUCCGGAUCCAGAGCCAGAGGCAGAACCAGAGACUGAACCAGAACCAGAGCCUGAACCGGAGCCGGAGCCAGAGCCAGAGCCGGAGCCAGAGCCAGAGCCAGAGCCAGACUUCCAGGCAGGGGAUGAGUCUGAAGAUUCCUGAAGGCCAGAGUGCUGACAGGCCACUCCCUGCCCAAGCUGGAUAGGACCUGGGAUGCUGCACUGACUGGCAAGGUGGGAUACCACCAAUCCUCUGCCUGGCCCAGUAUUCACUGCAAGUGAAUAAACUGUGGGUCGACCUGGGUUAUCUGUGACUCUGGCUCUUGGCCCAGGAACUAGGGUGUGAACCGUGCUCUGUGUCCCAGUGACCUGGGCAGCCCUAUGCCCCACCACUUAGUCCUCAGCCCUAUUUCAUCAAUAGCUCAAGUUGCACCCCUGGGGGACAGUGGCCUGACCUGGGCCCUCUUACUUUCCUGAACCAUUUGGGGGCAUGUGUAGUCACCAGCCCUACCCCAUGGAAGCCCCUGGGCCUGGAGCAGAGAGCCAGAGAAGAGGGACUUCUCUCCACUUAGGGAGAGCUAGCACUCACAGCAUUGGGAAAUAAGAUGAGGAGAGAAAAAAAGGAAGGGAUCUUGGGUAGACAGAGACCACACGCUUCACUGUAAUUGUUUUAAUUGUCUGUCUUCUCUCAGGACUGGGAACUCAGUGAGGGUUCUGACCGGUGACUGGCACACAGAAGGCGCUCUAUGCCUAUUCACUGACUACAUGAAUAAGGACUUUCCAGUUGCAUUUCCAAGUUUUACAGAUGGGAAAACUAAUGCCAAGAGUGGGAGUGGGACUAGGUCAAUCUCACACAACGGAGUCUGAGGUGAAACUGGAGGCAACCACAAUCUCUGCACCUCUCCUGGUCCAGGAUGAACUCAGGACUUGGGACAAAAACUAGGGGCCUGCCCCUCAGGCUUGAUUGUGGCUGUAGCCAGACUAUGCCAACCUCUACCAGAGACCAGCUGUGAGGGUGUGGGCAAAGAUAAGGAUAGCAGAGGCCAGUGGAGGGGGUGGGGGGCAACUGAGCACUCAGGCCAAAUGAGCACUCAGGCUCCACUCACAAGGCCUGAAGGAAUGUGAGUGUGUGUGUGUGUGUGUGUGUGUGUGAGAGAGAGAGAGAGAGAGAGAGAGAGAGGGGCGCUAGGAAUAGUCAGUGCCUUCCAGAGGAGCCCUCUGCCUUCCCACCAAAACUUCAGAAGCUGCUGCCUCCCAGCCCCAGGAAGUACAACAUAAAUAGGGAAGUAAUACAUGAUCGGUGGGACAGGCUAAAUGCUGGAAAGCAUAUCCCAGCCCAGCUGGGUCUCUAACUACCAGGGCCCCUGUCCCUUGAGUCUGUGUGAAAGCCAGGACCUUAGGCUCAGGCAGUCACCCCAGGAGAAGGGAGACCACCCACCAGGACCCAGUGAGAGGUAGACAGCAUAAAAGCUGAAGGAGCACCAAGGGGCCAGGUGGGGGAAGGGAGACUGGAGGAGACAGAUACCCGAAGCCAUCUCAUGCAAGAACAGGUUUCUACUCCCAAACCACUCCCCGUCCCUAUCCAUGCUCACCUUCCCUGCUGCCCCUACGCCUCCCCUCUGCUCCACAGACAAAGGCAGGAGGGCACUC